Porites lobata is the source of this 23103-nucleotide messenger RNA. The record is from the annotation of a GenBank genome assembly. NCBI's taxonomy places the organism in Eukaryota, Metazoa, Cnidaria, Anthozoa, Scleractinia, Poritidae.
CGCGCCGUUGCGUUCAGCUUCGGCUAAUGGCGGAAGCAUUCGUUUGGGAAGUGUACUGUGAGGAGCGAAAAUCCAUCUCAAUCGCGCAAACUGACUUGCCAUCCUGCAAUAACGGAACUGGACCAAGUAAAUAAGCAACUUAAGAUUAUUUAGUGGCCAUGUAUGACCCCGAUGAGGGUAAGAACCGCGUUUCUGAUAAAGUUGUUUUUAUUGACCGACAAAAACAAUUCUGUCAACGCACGCAGUUUCAUCGUAACUUCUUGCAUUUGUCGUAGAUAUUGCUUAUGGGGAGGAUGAGGGAGAGGAAAUAACUCGGGAUCUGUGGCAGGAGGCCUGCUGGAUCGUCAUCAGUUCGUAUUUUGACGAGAAGGGCCUCGUUCGACAGCAGUUGGAUUCUUUUGACGAGUUUAUUCAGAUGUCUGUGCAAAGAAUUGUCGAAGAUUCCCCUGAAAUUGACCUCCAGGCGGAAUCACUUCACAUGACUGCAGAUACAGAAACUCCAGUAAGUUGCAUUUGGCAUUCGCACUACCAGUUCCCGCAGUUUUUGCAAAUGAGAAACAGAUUUGAUGAUAAUUUGUAUCAUGCAUUUGUUGUAUUACCACAAAUUUGUGGCUGUGUAUAAAACUGGGACAGGGGCAUGGGGACGGGGACAUUGAGACGCGAGUGUGGGGACCUGGGACAUGGGGAAGCAAGACGAGGGACUUGGGGACAUCAAGUGGGGGACGCGGGGACAGGUGGGACGGGGAUGCUGUACGUGAAAUACAGGGACAUGGGGGACACAAGGACAUUAAUGAUAAUUGCAAAAGUCAGAGGUAAAUGUUAUUAGAUUCCAUCAUCCAGAACCACAUUUUCCUUACUCUGUGUGUUGUGAAUUACGUGUCAUUUGUCUAGUUGCCUUGUAACAAUACAGGGAACAUACGAGUACUUUGUUAGUCCCUUGGCCCUUUAUUUUGUCAUGGUCUCACUGUACUGGCAGUAGCCAACUCUCACUUCAGUUCAGAGCUCUUGAUUAAGUUUUUAACAUUAUACUCGUAUUUUUUCAAUAGCCCCGUUUCUUGCUAAAAUUUGAACAAAUUUACCUGUCCAAACCAACCCACUGGGAGAAGGAUGGUGCCCCAAGUCCUAUGAUGCCAAAUGAAGCAAGGCUCAGGAAUUUAACGUAAGUUCUACCAGUAUACCUCACAUUGUUCCUGCUUAAAACUUCAUACCAGCCAAGGUAAAGGUGCUUGCUGACAGCAAAUAAAUGAUAUUAUUGGAUUUGGUUUUUGUGAUAAUACUUACCAAGACCUUGACUAUUACAGAUAUCACAAAACCAAAUGUAUAAUUAAUAUUAUUUGAUUGUACACUGUUUUGAAGAAUAUUAUUGAACUGAAAUGCUGCAACAUAAAACACUUAGACUUCUGCCAUACCUGUAACAUCUGUUUUAAAGGGACUGGUUCACGAUAAUGUGCAUGUGUGAAUUCUGACAGUAGCUGAUUGUUUUUAAACCAAUCGGAAGCGAGUUAGAUGCACGCAAGUAAAUUUACAAAAUUCAAAUUCAUUGUUCGCGACGCGAGAGUAUUUCCGCACAUUUGGUUUGAUUUUUAUAUCCCCAUAAUUCAAGUUUAUUCUUUGAUGUUGCAGCCGAUAAGAAUAAGAUUUACAGCCCUGUCCUGCUUUGAAACAAACAUUUACCAACGUGUAUUUUUACGAGGUCGUACCCACACUAACAAAGCAGUCACCAAUCGGCAAACAAAAUUUGUAAACAAACAUUUUAUUACUGUUCUCUCAGUUCGCCUUAUAUAAACCCAGAUAUACCGACAAAUAGCGCCUGACCAGUGACAAAAACACACAACGUAUGAGUAUAAGGAUUAUCCUUGACUGAGCAUAAAUUUCAAUUGCUUAUCAGCAAAUGAACAAAUUCAUUCGCGUUGCAUCGGGUCAGUGUUCUGCAAAACAAAUGUUAUCGAGUAUAACGCAUGAAGAAACUGGAUUAUAAACAGAAUAUUCAGGCAAUAAUUUAUUUUAAGAACAUCAAUUUUUAAUCAUAUACGAUUGUAAAGCAAAGAUACAAGGAACAUUUCAAGUGUACAAGAUCGGUGAAGAUCGCUUGGCCUGUUGCGGUAUAACUACAGGUCGGAGUCAAAAAUCAAAUCAAAGUUGAACGAACUUGUGCGUUUAACCACUUUCCAAGUGUGGUGUAUUCUUUUCGUAAGCCACACACUACUCCUAGAACCAUACCAGAUCGACUGGCUAAGCUUCUCUAUCUCCAAAGACUCUUGAGAACAUCCUGUUGCCGGACGGCCACGAUGCUCUUCUGAACCUCCAUGAUCAAAACAUUAUUUUUUGUGUCUUCUUAAAACGUAACCAGUCAAACAACAAAACCACUCGUUAAUCACCACUACUGAAGUAUAACUAGGCCAGCCAAAGUGACAGAUGUCGGAAUAAAACGAAGGAUUUUCAAUGAUUGUACCAGUAAUGGUGAUUUUGAAUUUAGUGUUGACCCAACAAAUUUAUUCUGAAGAGACAAACGGCACGCAUGCGCAUAACCAUGAUUGCGUCCCUUUAAUACUUCCAAAAGAAAAGAAAACUUGAAAGAAUUGUGUUGUUGUGUUCCUUAAGGUGGCUCGACUGGAUUUUUUUAGGGCGAUACCUCCCAAGUUUGAGCCUUAACUACGUCGGCAUGAGUAAAGAUAUCGAAAAAAGGUUACCACAACUGUAUUACAUAAAGAUGAAAAUUUCUUAUGAUCUGGGUUUUAUUGCAAUCGGAGUCGCCAUGGCAACGUAAUGACGCCAUUACGUUUUUCAUUUAUCCUUGUGUUUCUCUGUACCAGGAGUUUUUUGAAGAAAUCGCUUAAGGGAGUAUGUACCUGCCAUAAUUGCCUCCACUAUGGCAAAGUUUAAAGAAAUUCUAUGAGAGUGUUUUCGAAAUAUUUUGAAAUACACUUUUAAGAAUCAUAAAAACAGUGAAAUAGCAUGCUAGCCGCUCAAUUCGCUAAUAUAUUAAGAAAAUGAUAAGCUUUGGGAACGCGGCUUCAUCUCAUAGUAGAUUGAUUCCAUUGAAAACUGCAUACGAAACAUAUGAAACUUGAAAAUGUGCAUAUGAAACUUGAAAACAAUGUCAGUGAAUAAUGAAGACGCUCACUUGUAAACACAAAAUCUGUGGGGAAAAUUGGCUAUAUUUGAGGCCCUAUUUAAAAGCCUUCCCUGUUUUCAAUGUUCUUGAAACUUGCAGGGAAUAUUUCUUAACGAUUGAUCUCGGAAUUGUCAAAUUUAUAAAAAAAAUUAUCGAGCGGUUUUUGGAAAAAUGCGAAAUUCUUAGGCAUGGACCAAAUUACCUCCAAAAACUGUAUCAAAAGCAGCUGAAUGCAAGUUAAUAUAAUUCUUCUUACUCGCGAUCGCCCUCUUUUUUUGUAUGCAGUUUUCAAUGGAAUCAAUCUACUAUGAGAUGAAGCCGCGUUCCCAAAGCUUAUCAUUUUCUUAAUAUAUUAGCGAAUUGAGCGGCUAGCAUGCUAUUUCACUGUUUUUAUGAUUCUUAAAAGUGCAUUUCAAAAUUUUUCGAAAACGCUCUCAUAGAAUUUCUUUAAACUUUGCCAUAAUGGAGGCAAUUAUAGCAGGUACAUACUCCCUUAAGCGAUGUCUUCAAAAAACUCCUGGUACAGAGAAACACAAGGAUAAAUGAAAAACGUAAUGGCAUCAUUACGUUGCCAUGGCGACUCCGAUUGCAAUAAAACCCAGAUCUUAAGAAAUUUUCAUCUUUAUGUAAUACAGUUGUGGUAACCUUUUUUCGAUAUCUUUACUCUUGCCGACGUAGUUAAGGCUCAAACUUGGGAGGUAUCAACCCCAAAAAAUCCAGUCGAGCCACCUUAAUUUCAGGUGAAAUAACCUUAUCUAAAUACAUGUAGCAGUGAUCACACUGUAAAGUUGACGUGAAUUUUUAUCUUUCAAGACCAUUCGUAAGCUUCUUGUUCAAAUUUUCGUACUAACAGUUUGUAGACUCUAACUUAACCUUAUGUUAUAAAGUCUACAAGCUGCACUAAAACUAACUUACCUGUGCACUAGAUGCAAUUAUUGGUACAGUACAUUUUGUAGACACCAUAUUAUGGUGUCUUCAAAAGCCAGGUACAUGCAUGAACACAUAAUGUUUAGUGAACAUAAUGAGGCACAUUCAGUGAACUAUAAUAAUUCUGUUGUUGCAGUAUCACUUCAAAAAUGUAAAUGUAUUUCACAUGUCUACAAUAAAUCUUUGUUUUUUGUUUGUUACUUUUUAGCUAUUCAGCUCCUCUGUAUGUAGACAUCACAAAAACAAUGAUCCGAGAAGAUGAAGAUCCCCAAGUUACACAGCACAAUAAAAUGUUCAUCGGCAAAAUCCCCAUCAUGCUGCGAUCAACCUACUGUCUCCUAAGUGGUCUUACUGAUCGUGACUUGACGGAACUGAAUGAGUGUCCUCUUGAUCCAGGGGGUUACUUUAUUAUCAAUGGAUCUGAGAAAGUACUCAUUGCUCAGGAAAAAAUGGCAACUAACACAGUUUAUGUGUUCUCAAAAAAGGACUCAAAGUAUUCGUUUACUGCAGAAAUCAGGUCAUGCCUGGAACAUUCUUCGAGGCCGACGAGCACAAUGUGGGUUUCCAUGUUGUCAAAAGGAAGUCAGGGAGGGCGCAAAAGUGCCAUUGGUCAGCGGAUUGUUGGUUCAUUGCCAUACAUCAGGCAGGAAAUUCCAAUCAUGAUUGUGUUCAGAGCUUUGGGAUUUGUGGCUGAUCGGGAUAUUUUGGAGCAUAUUAUUUAUGAUUUUGAUGACCCAGAAAUGAUGGAAAUGGUGAGACAUAAAAGUUGUAAUAGGUUAUUUGCACAACGAUGUUAUUUUACUACCAAGACCAGAAUCCUUCAGGGAUUAGCUUUCUGGUCUGGUGCAAAUUAGGUUUUUUGUUACUUUUUUUAAACCUCGCUGGGAUUACCAAAUUUAAAUAUGACAGGAAAAACAACAAGGAUCACAGGGUCAUGGUAGUAAAAUGAUGGCAAAUGGCCUAUUUAUUUUGAGCAAAUGCUUUAUACAAGUAAUGUGUUUAUGUACUAUGUACAUGCUAUUAGAUAGCACAAAAGACUGCCUUCCUCUCUGGACUGAGCCAUAAAAUGCCAGGUCAAACGAUACCUUGAUCUUACAUGUAUAUGAUGUGAAAAGCUACCUUUGUAUGAGACAGGUUGCAAAUCAAUAAUUUUUUAUUUAGCUAGUUGACAUGCAUGUGGAAUAUCUAAUAACCCUUUGAGUCCCAAGGAUGAUCAACAUUCAUUUUUCCCUUAACAAUCUCAGUCUGAGAGAAACAGGAUAUGAGAAUUUAUAAAUGGAAAAGUGAGAGUACUGAGAAUUAAGAAAAAUGUUUGAUAUUUAAAUAAAUCCUCUCAACUAAUGUCUUUAAGGAAUGUAUGGACAUCAGUCUGGAGAAGUUGUCUGUAGAUAUUGUGGCUUAAAGGUUUAAUAGAGAGGUUUUGGAUUGUGUUGUGCUCACCUCAGUCAUUGCCACCUGACCACCAUUAACCACCAUUAAUAUCACUAGCAAAGGGUUGGCGGGAAGGGGGGGUGGGGGGGGGGGGCAAUGAUGGCCCAGUUCAAAUUCCUGGGGGUACAGUGUAUGUAACACGAGGGGUCAUAGUUAGCAGUGUUGUCAUGAUUCCUGCUGCACUCACUUGUGAGAUAUACUUCUUACCACUCCAGGCCAGUCAAAAUGGUCUACAAUAGUAGGCAAUAUAACCACCUACAUGUAAACAGUAAAAAAAGACCAAAAAUUGUGUGGUUUUUAUUAAUUUUAUUAUUUAGUACUAAUAACCCUAAGUGUUGAUUAAGCAGCACGUUAUUCCACUGAAAGCAUGUAAUAAUGUACUGUGUUUGUACUCUGUAGAAACAAUAAAGGGAGAAUCUAACUUGGGGUCUUACUCCAUGCUCUCCCAUUGAAAUUAAGUAAUAACUUUAACUUCAUAAAGAAGUACAAUGUACAUUGUAAUCCUGGAUGAUAGUUUUAAUGUUGUGUCAUGUCUGUCAAGGUCAAACCAUCACUGGAUGAAGCAUUUGUUAUUCAAGAGCAGAAUGUAGCUCUUAAUUUUAUUGGUGCCCGUGGUGCCAGACCAGGUGUGACAAAAGAGAAGCGUAUUAAAUAUGCCAGGGAAAUUCUGCAGAAAGAGAUGCUUCCUCAUGUUGGUGUCAGUGAUUUCUGUGAAACUAAAAAAGCUUACUUCUUAGGGUGAGUAAAAUAAUACUCUCUGCUGUUACUUUCACAUUUACACUUGAAUUGAAUAACUCUUGUAACUAAAUGCUGUGAAUGGUGACAUGUAAAUGAAGGUAUGCAUUUUUCCAUUGUUAAGAAAAUUUUCUUUACAGCUGUAAUGAUUAAGCAAUAGCAAACGCUUUCCAUGUUUGCAUGGCAAGAGAGUGGUUGGGUUCGUUUUAGGUUUUCAUAGCUGUCUCGAAUUCUCCUAACCCAUGGAGUGUUUCUAUCAGGCUAUGCAGAUACAGGAAAAAAGUUUCCUGUUGCUUUUAUUCAUUAACUUUCCCGAGAAAAACUGCAAAACUCUUUCUUAUGGGUCUGAUGAAAGGAGAAAUUCUUACCAGUUGCAAAGUCCUGUACUCGAAGUCCUGCUUGCAUAAUCAGUUCUUGUUUUGGAAAAAAAGAUGCUUUCAAAAAUAUGGAUUUUUCUCGCUUAAAAUGUCACCUUAAGCAUAAAAAAUUGACACAGCAGGUUUGUAAAGAUUUUCCAAGUUUCAGCCGAGGAGGGAAUGGGUAAAUAAAGUAGACUUUUCGAGUUUCAACUCAAAAACUUUUUCAAAUUUCUGCUUGCGUGAUUAGCGCAUGAAAAGCAAAACAUCUUGACGUCACAACCAGAUUUACCUACUCUCAUGCAAACAUGCCGCUUGGCCAAUCAGAGCGCGUGCACUAUCUUAGUUAUUUUAUAAUGAUUAUUAUAAUAUAAUAAUAAUUAUUAUAUUAUAAUAAUCACAAUGGAAGCAAUAAUAAAUUAUAUUCCAACAGUUGUGCAUAAUUAUUGUAAAAAAAUUGUAUAGAGAAAUUUAAUUUCAAAGCCAUUUAAUUUACAUUGCUUGCCAUGCACAGUUCUGAAACCUUUAACAUGUUGGGCUCUUUGAAGGGCAUUUAUAGUCCACAAUGCUUGAAUUUUAUGUGUUGAUGGCUUUGGUUUCCAUUAGGGACCAUUUUAUGAGUGUUUGAGAUAAAGAAUGUUUUUAAUUUUUGUACAUGUACCUUUACAUGGACUCGUGGCAUUAACUUAUUAAACCAGUUUGUUUUGAUGAUUUUAAAAGAUCUAGUCAGUCCUUGAAAAUCUAGUUCCAUGUUUUUUAAGGAUGAUUUUUCACAGUAACUAACAGACUUGUUUUUUAUACAUGUAGCUACAUGGUACACAGAUUGUUGCUAGCAGCACUUGGCCGAAGAGAGCUGGAUGAUCGUGAUCACUAUGGCAACAAGCGGCUUGAUUUGGCAGGGCCAUUAUUAGCUUUUCUUUUCAGAGGGUAAGUACCAGGUUAAAGCCAGCAAAGUACAGUAAUACAAAAUUAUACAUUGUAGCAAAGGGCACAUGAUAUCACCCAAUCUUAUCAGGGAAAUUUUAUUAAUACUGUUAACAGUAUCAUGCCAAGUUGUAUACCACCAUUGCAUUCAUAAUACGUGAAAUUCAAUUUCAAAUACAUUUAUAACCAGGCAAAAAUAUUGUCACGGAACAUGAUAUAUUUUCAAUGGGUGGCUUCAGAAAUGUGAGGUUCUCAACAGAUUUUAUCACAAAUGGCUAAACUGUAGGAAGAGGUGACUGAUCACUUAAGUGCUGAAUACGAGGCCUGGAGGGCCAAGCUUCUAGGGGGAUUUAAGAGCAUGCUCCCCUGGAAAAUUUGGGAAUUAUCCUAGGAGGUGUGAUUUCCUGCUUUUGGACUUAUAGUAUUACUAGCUGAAACCAUUGUACAUGUAAAUGACUUGUCUAAUGAGCAUAAGAUCUACAGUACUGCUCAAAAGUAAGUUGACAGUCACUCAUGUCUUGAUCCUUGAGACUCGAGGCUCGAUUUGCCAUUCUCGAAACUUUCACGAAUCGAGUCUAGAGUCUCAAGAAUCGAUUCCCAAGUGUCUAGAAUCGAGAGUCUAGUUGAGACAUUUAAUUAGCUUGUUGCUUGACUGAUCUCUCGAGAAACAAAUUCAUCAAACAGACCGCUCUCUGUCAGUGCCAAUUUUUGCUGUAUGUGAAUGGCUACUGUUAUUUUUCUCAAGAAAUAAAUUGUUUUCUUGCAACCCUUGCAAGUGAUGCAUAUUCAAAAAUCCAGGUUUGUCAAGACUUGAUUCUCAGCUACCUUGGGCUCCCACCUUUUAAUGCUCACAGGCAGCAGAAUUCUGCUAGUAGGGGGCUUGUACUGAGAACCCUAAACUACUAUACAUUUAAUUUUUGUAAUGUUAUGCAUAAUUUAUCAUAGACUUAACAUGUAAUCUCAGAAAUGUCCACUUUCUUAUAUGCUUUAUACAACACAGCAAUAAUUAUUUUAUAACAAGACCAUUAAUUUCCUAUUUUAAUGAUGAUUCUGUCAGGCUAUUCAGAAAUCUUAUGAAAGAAGUGAGAAUGUAUGCCCAGAAGUUUAUUGACAGAGGAAAGGUACCUGCCCUUAAUUUUAACAAUAUUAUUUAAAGGAAGGUUGUUACAUAGAAUAAGUAAAAUAUUAUAAGCUUAUAAUUACGUGUAAUAAAGUGGCUAAAGCCGUUAAACAGUGCUCAAUACACUUUUUAAGUGUAGAGCUUUGAAUAAGAAGAUAUAACGAAGAGACAAAAUUCUCUGUUACUCCGAGUUUCGUGCUCACGCACUCAUCAGACAGUAUUUAAUGGACCAUUAAAUACUGUCUGAUGAGUGCGUGAGCACGAAACUCGGAGUAACAGAGAAUUUUGUCUCUUCGUUAUAUCUUCUUAAGCUUAUAAUUAUACACGUACAUGUAAGGCAUAUCUUUAUUCUUCUGCAUGGUUUGUCAAAGAAGCGUUUAUAGUGCAUAGUGAAUACUCAUGACAUAAGUUCUAACACCAGCUUGACAUGCUUUGCAGUUUCUUUUUUUAAAUAGGCUUCAUACAUUUUUGGCUGAGAGAGGUCAGCUUGUUGGAUUUGUAUAUCCAGUGGUCCCUGGUUCAAGUACAGUACCUCACUGACUGUUGGCUAAAAUUGUUUCUUCAUCAUCUUCAAUGCAAAUUCUUUUUAAUGCUUAUAAAAUAGCCAACUUGUUACCUCAUUGCAGUUGGGAUUGUUAAUCACGUUAAUGAUUAAAUAUAAAAUUUUGCAAAUACACUGAGCAACAUCGAUUUAACAAAAAAGCUUACACUGUAGCUAACUUUCUAGGGUAAACAUACUUUAUUCGUUGCUACAAUUUCUGGUACCUUGGUGUCAUUAUUCUUACAGGAUUUCAACAUCGAACUGGCCCUUAAACCAAAGGUGAUAACAGAUGGGCUGAGAUAUUCUUUGGCAACAGGAAAUUGGGGUGAUCAGAAGAAAGCUCACCAGAGUCGUGCUGGAGUAUCACAGGUUCUCAACAGACUGACGUUUGCCUCAACUUUAUCCCAUUUGCGACGUCUGAACUCUCCCAUUGGCAGAGAAGGCAAACUUGCUCGACCUCGUCAGCUGCAUAACACCCACUGGGGUAUGAUAUGCCCUGCUGAAACCCCGGAAGGUCAUGCUGUAGGUUUGGUAAAGAACUUGGCAUUGAUGGCGUAUAUUUCAGUUGGUUCACAACCCAGCCCAAUCUUGGAGUUUCUGGAAGAGUGGACUAUGGAGAAUUUGGAAGAAAUCACACCAUCAGCCAUCGCCCAGUGAGUUUUUCUUACACUAAGCCCAGUUGUUCCAAGACCAAUUAUUGGUGCCAACCUCACCUGGGUUAAAUUUUAACCUGGAUAUCUUUUUUUGUUGAUUAAAAGCACUUUCUGGAAAAUUUUCUGUAUUCUUGUUAGAGUAUCCAACCAUCAAACUGUAGUUGGAAAGAAUUAGACUAAAUUUGCUUUUUAAGCUUUUAUAUCUGAAUUCAAAUUUCCCAUUAACCCUGGGUUAUGUUAACCCAGCUUUGAAAAACCUGGCCCUAAUGUGUAACAAAUUAAUCUUGAACAUUUGGCUACUGCACUUUGUCACUUUUCUCAAUUUCAGGGUAUAUUUUGGUAUUUUUCUAAUUGGCCAUGUAUAUGUUUGUUUACUCUACUAGAAACUGUCAUUUGUUUAAGUUAUCAAAAAUGCUAAGUAAUUGUAGCAGCUGGUUUGAAUUGUGUUUAAUUAUUUAAGUUUGAUAUUCUCUUUAUCUUGAUAGUGCAACCAAGAUAUUUGUGAAUGGUUGUUGGGUAGGAAUCCACCGAGAUCCAGACCAGCUGAUGAGUACACUAAGGAAACUCAGGAGACAAAUGGACAUCAUUGUGUCUGAGGUACAGUGCUCCUUGUACAAUAAAAAGUUAAAUUAAGCUUUCGGGGCUGGAAAAAAAUAACUUGAAUUCAAGCUUGUCAUUAAUUUGGUCAAGCAACUCUCACAUUUUCUUGCCUGACUUAGCAGCGUGCAAAGAAACUACUGUCCGAUAGCCCGGGGCUAGUGGAUUUUGCUGUUGGGCUAGUGAAUUCUGUUUUUAACUUGCCUGAUGGGCAAGUGAUGUUUUAUGAGGAAUUUGAAUAACAGAAGAACAAAAAGUUUUUGGGGCUGGUUGAAAUGACGUCUGGGCUAGUAAAUGCUAGCUUCAGCUUGCCCGAAUGGCAAGCUGGAAAAAUGAUUUUCUUUGCACCCUGCUUAGGUAACGAUUUUGUCAGAGGAUGAUUUGGCUGGACUCCUGCCUAUUUGCCUUUUUGGCAAGUAAACUUUAAAAAUAAAGUGUCCUGCCCUAGUUUAUCCAAUGGGAUACUGCUGUAUUUGUAACAAUUUUCCAGCUUCUUAAUUCCAUGGCCUGAGACAGUGGGGGUAUUACAUGUAGUUUUUUUAGGCCUGAGAUGAUUCAUAUCUAGGGUGUGAUUUGGGUUCCACACAUCAGGUCACCCAUAGAUCUCUGAUACAGUAUGCCUUCCAGUCAUCUGAAAGGUUUGAGUUUCAUUUGGGACCCUUUUUUCAUGACUAAUAUAUUUAUGCACAAACAUCACCAUGUUUGUGUAUCAUUAUUAAAAGGUAUUUUAACAGUUGUUGUGUCAAAUCUUAAUCAUGUGGAUUUGAAAACUACUUUACUAGAUUCUCAAGUUUAUUUCUGCCUUGAAUUUUCUCAGGUUUCGAUGGUGAGAGACUUCAGAGAAAAGGAGAUCAGGAUCUACACUGAUGCUGGUCGAAUUUGCCGUCCUUUGUUGAUUGUCGAGAACCAGAAAUUGUUGUUAAAGAAGCAUCACAUUGAUCAGUUGAAGGAAAGAGAGUAUAACAACUACAGGUGGGUGACUAUCCUGUACAGUUUUCGGAUGAUAAUAUGAGGCUUUGGGAUUUCUGCAGUUAUCAAGGUCAAGGUACAUGUAAGUGUUAUGAAAUUAAUUUUGGCCUUGACUGACCUUGGCUAUUCUUGGUUAUUUGGUGCUUCUAAAGCAAAGACCCAAAAAAUGAAGACGUAAGACCCAUAAACUAAAAUGAAGACCAAGUUGACUAAGACAAAGACCCAUGGACUAACACGAAGACCCAUGGACUAAAACCGGUCCAGACAAUCUGCAAGCCAGCAAGCCAUGCGAGCCAUGGGAAAAAUUAGAGGUUUAUGAAAUUGUAAAAAUGUUCCCUGGCUAGUUCCCUACUGGUAUGUGAGAAAUUGCUCUGGAAUACGUGAUAAGGGUUAAGCGCUUUAUGGAUUAGGGUUAAAUGCUGUUUAGGGUUAAACAGUUUUUUACAGAUGAGGGAUAAGUGCUUUUUAGGGUUAAACACUUAUUUAGAAUGGUUAGGUUUUGUUUAUUUUUUUUGUCGCAUUACUGCUUUUUCUUUUGCAUGACGCGCUGGCUCGCACUGUGUCCUAACUCGACUAAAACGAAGACCUAGUGGACUAAAAUGAAGACCCAUGGACUAAAACAAAAACCUACUGGACUAAAACCAUCAAACAUCAGACAUCUGACAUUGAACAUCAGACAACUGACAUCGGGAGUCAGACAUCGGACAUUGGACAUCAGACAUCAGACCUCAGACGUCUGCAAUCCGACAUCAGACAUCGCAUGUCUGAAGUCAGACAUCUGAUGUCCAAUGUCUGAUGUUCUAUUUCUUAUGUCCAAUGUCAGACGUCUGAUGUCCAAUGUCUGACGUAUGAUGUCCCACUUCUGAUCUCUGAUCUCAGACGUCUGAUGUCUUAUGUUGUAUGUCUAACGUCUGAUGCUUGAUGUCAAACGUGUGAUGUCUGAUGUCCACUCUGAUGUUCGAUUUCUGAGGUGUGACGUCAGAUAUCCAAUGUCGGAUGUCCAAUGUCAGACACCUGAUGCCCCAUGUCGUCUGACGUUUGAUAUCCCUAUUGACUUCCUUUCCACCUAAGUGACCUACUCUUUCAUUUAUUGUAAAUAAUACCUUGUUCAAAGCAAUGAAAAGGUAUAUUAAUGAGAAGUAAUAACACUUAUUCUUUGCCAGCUGGCAGGACUUGGUCGCUGGUGGAAUUGUAGAAUAUAUUGAUGUGAAUGAAGAAGAGACUGUGAUGGUAUCCAUGACUCCUGAUGAGCUGGUGAUGAAGGGGCAAGGAUACUGUUCAACAUACACUCACUGUGAAAUCCAUCCUGCAAUGAUCUUAGGAGUCUGUGCAUCCAUUAUUCCAUUCCCUGAUCACAACCAGGUCUGUUCAGUUAUCCAAUGAAUUUUACAUAGCUUUCUUGCAAAAUUCUCAUGGUGUGAAAGUACUACCCCCCCCCCCCCUUCCAAAGUUGCUCACAGGCUGAAAUUUUACAGGGUAAUGAUCUUAACCCUUUUCACUUCCAAAAUUGUCCAAAGUUAUCACUUCUAAAAUCACUUUUUGAAAAAUAGUGAAAAAAAUGGUACCAAGCGAAAGUACUGCCAAUUAGGUUUCAUUUGAAUGGCAAUACCGCACGAUUUUUGUCUACGGACUCAAACGUUAGGAUCACCUUAUGAGAAUCUAUCUUAUUAUAUAAACGCCAAUGAAAUACCAGGUGAGCUUUCGCGCGAAAACUUGAUAUCUUCACAUGUGAAAAUAACAUGUUAUCUUCACAUGUGAAAAUAUCACCUUUGCUAUGGCUACAUAGUAAAUCGCGCCUUUCCCACCCAAAAACUAUGAAAGUGAAAUGGUUUGGUAUUUCAUUGGUGUUUAUAUUAUAAAUAGAAUAUUUCACUCGUUCGCUGUGCUCACUCGUGAAAUAUUUUUCAACACUCGAAGAGAAAUUUCGUAUCUCCGCGCGGCCAUGUAAUAUCGUCCAUAUUCACUAAGGAAGUAAACUAGUUAGUUUUGGGCGAAGCUGGCAUAUCGACUUCAGAUAUUGACUUAAAGCGAAGGCACAUAUUAGUCCGGGCAAAUUAAUUAGUUAGCGAUCGAAGCAUCUUUGCUAAUUAGUCAAUCCAUCUCAUACACACUUUUUUAUUUAAAAAGUGAGCAAGUAAAGUGUCUUUUUGAAUUGGGUUGAUUUCAUUUGACUUCGGGUUUAUCUAUCAGCAGUAUUUUUAGUGAAGGAUUUUGUGUUCUCGUUUUUAUUUUACAGUCCCCACGUAACACUUAUCAGUCUGCUAUGGGAAAGCAAGCCAUGGGUGUUUACAUUACAAACUUUCAUGUUCGUAUGGAUACCCUCGCGCAUGUGUUGUACUACCCUCAGAAGCCGCUGGUCACUACACGCUCCAUGGAGUAUCUCAGGUUCAGAGAGCUGCCUGCUGGUGAGUUCUUGUCGUUUGGAGCGUGAAUAUUCGUAUCCUGCGCCGCAGACGAAACUAAACUUCUGGUUCACCAGGGUUAGGUCAUGUCUGCAACACAGGCUAAAAGAUUCAUCAUUCUGGUGUGGGGAUUGGUCCUCAAAAAAAUGUCUGGUGAAGUCUUGAAAGGAGAACACAGUUGAGCCCCAUAUAACUGCCGCCUGUACUUAAUGUUGCACAAACAUUUACUUUUAUUGAAACUUCCGUGUGAUGGUCACAACAACGACAUAGCGGCAACAGUGAGCAUUCCACUGUCCCAAAUUAGAAAUGCAAUAAAUACCUCGGACACCUUUUACUUGGGCUAUUUUUACGCUAUACGGAUAGUUUUUGCGCCGGCACGAAAGCCGUACCCGAUAGGGCUUCUGUUCACACAUAAGAACGGUGAUCGCGGCGCGAUUUCUGUAACGGAGCGAAGGUGCGCUGCGGCGAUCUCUAACGUGGAGUCUUAUAUCAGAUAGGCGGUCAUACUAUAAAGUGUUUUCACAUGACGUCACGGCGGCCAUAUUGGUGUCCCUAACCAAUCCUGUGGGAGUUGAACUCUUUUCUUAUGCAAACGCUUUCUUUCUUUCCAAUAAAUUUGCAUAGAUGCUGGUCACGUGAGUGAAAAGGCUCUAUGCCGGAUGGUUGGCAUUAGGUAACAUCGGCUAAGUCAGUCAGAUAUUUUCUUUCAGUAAAGUUACAUGAAGAACAAGUCCAAAUUUACUGUGUAAUAUAAAAGUGAAAUAGAAAAACUCCACCGUGAUGCUUUAUAGCCUACAUCCAUAUCCCCUACACCAUCGAGGACUAUCUGCUAAAUCCAGUUAUUUUUAAAAUAUACAUGUUCUUAUAUAUGCCGUACCCCAUUACAAUAUUUGAAAGCUAACCGUUUUCAGUUCAAUGCUUAACCCUAAUCACUGCAGAUCAGUGCUUAACUCUCUACUGUGUUCUCUCCAUAACUUGCGCUCUCUAGUUUUGGUUUCUUCAGCUAUUCUAGCCUCAUUCUACAUUCCAGUCUCGUUCCAUUAUGAAAGUAAUGCGUUGUGUAAAAUUCAUAAGGUGUCCAAUCUGGCUUCACUCGAUGUUAUCUAACGCUAAGCAUGCCGGAUACGAAUAGCUUUUUGUGUCGUUACGAAAAGCUUUCCAGUAUAGUGUGAACUUACUCUUAAUGAAAUGAACCUAACAUAAGAAAUGUUUGGGCAAAGCUUAACAGCAUUGGCAGUCAAGCAAAUUGCCACCCAUUUCCACAUGUACAGCUGAGAUGGAACAGUCACCUCGCCACUAGACCAGACCAUCUCGCUACCAACCAAAUCACCACCAGUAAGUCUACUCGCCUCGAACUAAUACACAGACUUGUCAAGGAUUGUAGCUGAUAGCAUUCCCAUUAAAAAUUCAGGCUUGUACGGGAUUCGAACCCUUGACCUCUGCGAUACCGGUGCAGCGCUCUACCAAUUAAGCUAACAAGCCAGCUGGGAGCAGUCGUUGUAAACCUGUGAAAGGAUGAUGAGGUCAAGGGUUCGAAUCCCGCACAAGCCUGAAUUUUUUUCAGGCUUUCUUUUCGCAGCUGCAAAAGUUGCGUAUAUAACUAUGAUGAUUAUCCUUCAUUUAAUUCUUCACUCCGUAGUUUUUAUAUAUGAUUUUUAUAUAUUCAUAACUUCAUCAUCAUCCUUUCACGGGUUUAUAACGAACCAAUUCAACGAGCUGCUCCCAGUUGGCUUGUUGGCUUAAUUGGCAGAGAGCUGCACCGGUAUUGCCGAGGUGAAGGGUUCGAAUCCCGUACAAGCCUGGAUUUUUUUUCAGGUUUUCUUUUCGCAACUGCAAAAGUUGUGUAUAUAACUGCGAUGAUCAUCCUUCAUUUAACAUUUUUACUUCUUUCUCAAUCUUAAUCAAAUAUGGCGUCGACCGAAAUACAAAUCUGUUGAUCUCAACUUCUCAGGUAAGGUGGAAAGCAUCAAAUAAGUGCGGGAACCAAUAUACACCGAACGGUGGCCAUUUUGUAUGCUGUAUGCAGUGACCGUUUUUGAGAGUCUGUUAUCAUCUUACCUGUCCCUAAGCAUAGCACUUCUUUUUGUUUACUUUGUAGGGAUCAAUGCCAUAGCAGCUAUUGCAUCUUACACUGGUUAUAAUCAAGAGGACUCGGUUAUCAUGAAUGCUUCAGCUAUUGACAGAGGUUUAUACAGGUAAGUAAACCAGAUUCCCGUUCUAAAUUUACUCGUAUUUUCUAAUUGAAUAAUAAAAUAAUUUGUCUGACGAUCUAAAGUCUCUUUGGGUCUUUGAGAUUAAGCCCUUCAAUUUGUUUUCCUUUUAUAGGGAUGAAUCUCUGACGUCUCCAAAGAAGCCUAACAACUUUUUUUGUAUUAAUCUGACAUUUUUGUUUACUUUAUCAGGUCUGUAUUUUACCGCUCAUACCGAGAUCAAGAAUCUAAGAGAGGAAUGGAUCAAGAAGAAACUUUUGAAAAGCCAACAAGAGAUACAUGUCAAGGUAAGGUGCUGAAAUUCAUCAUUAAUUUUUCAAGAUCGGUGGGCUUCGAUCUCUUUUAGUAAAAGAAAAAAGGAGAAAAUGAAUUGUGAAGGAGCAGGAGGAAGAGUGGGGUGAGAAAAAAAAUUGUGUUGCCUUCCUCAAAGUAAUAAGAUUCCUCCUCAAAUAAAGGCCGAAACGUUACGCCCUAUACUAUUUCAUUCCUUCAGUUGUUGCCUCUGUCUGAAGGGGCAGCAUAAACUGGGGUCUCCUUAAUGUUUUUUUUUUCAUUGUUUUCACUUCUUUUUAUUUUUCCUGUCAUACCAUUUGGAGGGGUCACAAGUUUGCCCGCUAACUCGCUCGCGCGUUCAAUCGCGGCGCGUUUUGCUUGCCAGAAAAGGAGAGCUUGCUCACAAUCUAAGGAAGUGGCAAAUAACUGGGCUAUGGUUUUUCUCAUAGCAGUGAUCUUACAAAUAUGCCGCACAGUUCUUCUUGAACUUACCAAGAGCAUACAGAUGACACACUUUAGGGCAUCGCAUGACACUCAACAGUUUCAAAAACUCUCACUUUCAAAACGAGGCAAAGUGCAAAAACUUUGUUGCGAAAAUGAGUUUAAUUUGUAUGAGAAAAAAAAAUCAUUUUCAUGUUAAUGGCUUUGUACUUAGUCUCGCUCUGAAUCAGAGGCUUGAGGCAACUCGGAAAUGGCCUAUUGAACAUUUUACGGCAACAGGAAAAAGCCACGUUGUAGAUUAAAUCCGGUGUCUCAUCCCUGAAAUCUAAAUUGUGAGGGCAUUUUUCCAGGCAUGCGUAAUGCUGUGUACGAUAAGUUGGACGAUGAUGGACUUAUUGCACCAGGAACUCGAGUGAGUGGUGAUGACGUCAUUGUUGGCAAGACAACAACUCUUCCCGAAAAUGAUGACGAGGUAAGUUGUAAAUAAAGCACGGGGAGAAAUAAAUCAGACUCAAGUAAGAGGAUUUCCAGGCAUUAGAAAAGGGUAGAAAAGAGGGUUACAACCAAGUUGAUUUAAUUUAGACUGACUUCGAGGUGUUGAGUUAUUCCCAUCUUCAGAAACUCCAGGGAGACUGGGUAAAAAACUUUAAGAGCAGUGAUUUCUGGGAUCGUUUGGGUGGACAAGCGGUAGUUAUGAUUAGUCGAUGGUAUUCAAGGUAACCGUUAACCAAUCACAAGCAACGCUUGCCACCCAAACGAUCCCAGAAGUCGUUGUGCCGAAAGCUUGUACAUAUUCCCUUUAUAGUUUCUAUAUAGUCCUAUUGGACUGCAACCCUGUUUUAAUCGUUUGAUAUGGCUUCUCAAAAGAUCAGUAGUUCUUUUGACAAUUCAGUCCAAAAUUUUGUGGUAUGAUGUAUUCGGUGUCUGGUCUUAUUUCAUUUCAGUGUUUUCGGUUGUUUUGUCUUCAGGAAUUAUUUAUGAGUUUUUCAACGGUUAAUUGAAGGUCUAAUCAGUUGAGGAAGCAUGAAUGCUUAGAUUUCCGUUGGGUUGUUAGUUUCUGUUACCAGAUAUAAAGACUAACCGGCCACAUAUUAAUCAGGAAAGGCAUGGCACGCUUGUGCAGUCGGCAUCCUGUGUGCAUGCACAGCUUCUGUGGAAAGAAUAUUGCUUCUUUUUGCUAAUAGAACAUGAUAUAAGAUAUAACCUUUAGCUAUCAAAAUGACAGACUUUAAACGCCAUCAUGGUGUAAUAUUUCAGCUUGAAGGAACAACGAGACGUUUUACCAAGAAGGAUUCCAGUACUUUCCUGCGUCCCAGUGAAACGGGCAUUGUUGAUCAGGUGCAUAACCUCUCCUUUACAAUCGUCUUUAGCUUGUCUUGUUAUUCUUGGUCUGCGAGAUGCUUUGAUUGUCUGUUAAUUCGAAUGUAAUAGCCUUCCAUUUUUUUUUCAUUUUUCCAUUUUAUACACAGGUUGUAAUACAAUUGCAUCCUUUUUUCAGGUUAUAUAUUCAUUCAUUUUUUACUCAUUAAAGCGUUUUAGAAGAUGUUACGAAGGCAACGGCAACAGCAACGACAAAGUUAAAAGCCAUAGUUUUAUUGAACAAAACAACUCAGUGCACCUGCAUCAUACUUCAGCUUCCCUGUUUAUUCGGGGAAAUGUAGUUAUAAUACCCCUCAUGGCAAACUUUGGUGAUCUUGUUUUUUCUUUAUUUUAUCGUUUUUGUUGUUGUUGUUUUAUUGACUUGAUAAUGGUUAAUGGCAGCUGGGGAUGUGAAACUUGUGUGGUAAACGUUUACUAAUACUGACUCUCUUUUUCUUCUCUACAAGGUUAUGGUAACAAUUAAUCAAGAGGGUUACAAGUUCACCAAAAUUAAGGUAAUUAUCUCUGACGUUCCGAUCUGCAGAAUAUACAUUGUGAAUAUCGAUCUACCGACUGAGCUGAUAUCGUUUGCACAUAUCAGUACAUGACUACUCCGCCUUUUAUUUCAGUGGGGCCUUGCCUCUCCAGUCUUGCUCAUAGGGCUACUGUAUUCCACUACGUCAUAAUUCAUCAAAACCGUUUCAGAAGAGCGGAACCUGGGACCAUAAUGAAAGGAACUCCGGGAAUGAAACGCGUGAUAAUUAUAUAGUGGCGCGUCAAGAUUAAAAUUCCCAUUUGUUUCUAUUUCUUGUUUUUAUGCCCAUGUGCUAAAGGCCCCAUUCUCUGCCUAGGUUCGAUCCGUUCGUGUUCCCCAAAUUGGUGACAAGUUUGCCAGUCGACACGGUCAGAAAGGUACAUGUGGAAUAACAUAUCGCCAAGAGGUAAGCUCAUUAGAAACUUGUAUUAUUGACUAGAUCUUGAGUCCCGCCUUACCUACAAGGUGCAAAUUUUAUUUGGUGUAACCUUUUUUUGUUUUGCAGGACAUGCCGUUUACUUGUGAAGGAAUCACCCCUGAUGUGAUCAUCAACCCCCACGCUAUCCCUAGUCGUAUGACAAUUGGUCACUUGAUCGAGUGCCUGCAAGGAAAGGUAACACGUCAAAGAGUAUCUCUGUAGCCUGCUAUAGUCAGCCGCCUCUCAUCGCUACCCAUCGCUGAGGGUCGCGAAACGUACCUAGCAACGUGGUGCGAUGAAAGGCGAUUGUAUUCAUUACUACUCGAUGGUGGUUCGUCUUAUAACAUCAAGUACAUGUAAUGCGAUUUUCACCUCCCCAAGUAGAACUUAUUUCUUGUUUAAUGUAGAAAUAGUAUUAACUCUCAGUCACUGUUUUAUGCUUGUAAUGGCUGCUGCUUUCUAAAUAAAGUGACAGUUGUUAAUCAGUAAGCAUUAAAAGUCGUAACUCACUCAUAGGCUAGUCUGACUCUCCCAUCCGUGCUAUUUAUCGAGACACCCAAGAUGGGACAUCUCGUGUUGUAUGAGGUCAAAAGACAAUCAAACAGUUCAAAGGGCUUUCCGACGAUGUUAAUCUGACCCGAGUCUUUGACAGAGAUUCCGCCUUAUUCCCUUGGUUAUCUGUAUUUCCUUUGAAUAUUAUCCUUUCGGAGAGGGUCGGUUUGAUUGUUUGAAAGUAUACGUGACACUUCGAAAAAUCUCCUUUUGAAGCAUUUGUAAUAAUUACACUGAUUAUCGGUAGGUGUCCGCAAACAAGGGAGAAAUUGGUGACGCUACGCCUUUUAAUGACGCUGUGAACGUUCAGAAGAUAUCUCAACUGCUCAACGACUAUGGUUACCAUCUGAGAGGUAACGAGGUAUGUGAUGUGUCGUCACGAAACGGGUCAACUGGUAUUAUUUUGAAUUAUAUUUGUGUAAUUGUCUUGUUUAUUUUAUAGAGCUUGUGUAUUUGUUUCUUGCAGGUGUUGUAUAAUGGUUUUACGGGUAGAAAGCUGAACGCCCAAGUUUUCUUGGGUCCAACUUACUAUCAGCGUUUGAAGCACAUGGUGGACGACAAAAUCCAUUCACGUGCCAGAGGUCCAGUCCAGAUCCUUACGAGACAGCCUAUGGAGGGAAGGUCACGGUAAGCAGAAAACUGUGUUCACACUUGAACUGUGACUCGAUUAAGAUAUGUUCCCUUAAAAAUUUCAUGAUCUAAAUGUGAUAAUUUGAUUUGGGGCGGGGGGUAGAAGGUUACAAUGUGACUCUUUUUACCGGCGCCACCUAGACAAAGUUGACCACAUUUUAGACUUGAGGUCGCAUGUUUAUUGCAAAGUGCGGCGAUGGUAGCGAAGAAAUUGCUGGUAAAUGAUACAAUCAUGAUAACAGCUUGUUCAAACAAAUAUGUCUCCAGAGCUGAGUUGCUCAAAACAUGGUUAGCUUUAAGCAUUGGUCACCGUUAAGCAGUAUCAAAACCAAUACGUUGUCAAGGUAUUAAACGCUGGUUAACGCUAGCUAUGCUUCGAGCAACUGGGCCCUGGGCGUUAGUUUCGAACAGAAAAACAUUUUUUUUUUCAAAUAUACAAACACAGUUUGGAGAAACAAUUUGCUUUCUUGAAAAACUUUUGGUGUCAAUAUUUGAAUUUUGUGCUUUGGGCAACUUAUUGUUUUUUACGAGCUGCUGAUUGGCCCACAAACAACUUUCUUGGAAUUUAUUGUUAUUUUCCUGUAAUCUGAUUGGUCAGCUUUGUCUAGGUGGCCCCGGUUACAGUAGUCGCAUUGUAAGUAUACAUGUAUACAGUUCUAAGUGGAGCUGGGACCGAUGUUUUAUGGCGCGUUUUUAAGACCGUGAAGAGCGCUUAAAAGUAGUGUAUAGCGGGGGGAUUUCUAACAAACUCUGAGGAGAUUGUGUGUUGUAAAAGCCUUGUAGGUUGGAUGUCUCAAAAUAAUGUGAAGUAGAAAUUUAUUAAAGAUGCCAAACCCAGAGUUUUUUCAUCAGAUAUUCUAAAGCUUUUACAUUCUUUCCUUUAAAUAGAACCUUUUAUCUGAAAAGAUACGCCAUCUCCGUGCAAAAGUCCGGGUAAAUUAUUAGAACCCGUAGCCGUAAAUACUGGUUGUUUGCCUCUUACCCCGGACAAACGGCAACGGAACUGUGAUGCUAUUAUCACAUCUGGGAAACCAUGGUUUAUAAUUAGGGUAAAGUGCAUCGCAGGCGUUAACGAUCGAGUUAUUGCGCGCAAGCUGUAUCGAGAAAAAAGUAAAUGGAAGUAAGUGGAUGGGGAGGACUGAAGUGGGAAAAGUUUCCCUUCUCUCCUUCCCCCUUCCUCUUAAUUUCCCUUUUUUGUUCUCGACUAACCCGCGCGGAAAGGCUUGCGACGCAGGCUAUAAACCACGUGGUAAACAUGUUAGCCUCCCCCCGUCUCGGUAGAGAGAAACGGUGUAUCUUAAGUUUCUUAUCACUGAGUAAGGAAUUUAAGUAUUAGCAACUUAUGUGGACAUGUGUCGAUCUUUAGUGAUGGUGGGCUUCGUUUUGGUGAGAUGGAGCGUGACUGUAUGAUCGCACAUGGUGCAGCACAGUUCCUGAAUGAGCGUCUGUUUGAAGUAUCUGAUCCCUACAGCUGUCACGUGUGUAACCUGUGUGGCCUUAUCGCUAUCGCCAACUUACGGAAUAACACGUUUGAAUGCAGGGGCUGCAAGAACAAGACUCAGGUAUAAAAAGAAACACUUAUAGAGUGUUUUCGCAUGACGUCACGGCGGCCAAAUUGGUGUCCCAAACCAAUCCACUGGGAGUUGUACUCUUUUCUUAUGCAAACGCGUUCUUUUGUUCCAAUAAAUUUGCGUAGAUGCUGGUCACGUGAGUGAAAACACUCUAUACACACAAACAAUUAGUUCAGGAACGAAAAUUGCUGCCUUCUUAAAAAGCUGAAACUUGUCUUCGCGUUGAUUUAGUUCCAAUUAAUAGUGGUCCAGAUUAUAUUUUGGCAUUGAAACUGCUUCCUGUCGUCUGUUGCUAUGGACGGCUAGGAUGGACAUCGAUUGAAACUUACAUAAGUUGGGCCUAUGUUUUCAGGCUCCGAAGCUUUGAAGCUUUGCCUGUAAAAAUUGCUCCCUGGUGGAAUGUGUUUGCUAUCUUUUUCACAACUGUACAGGAGAAGGAGAAAUGUGUGUAUUGUUUAAAGCACUAAGUAAUGAUUUAAGCCCCUAAUUGACCUAAACCAGCAAUAGCUCCCUUGACAAAGCCUUGUGAAGGUGCACUGAGUACAGUGUAAUAACAGUCAAACCCCGUUAAUAUGGACACUGAGGGGGUCACAGAAAGUGUGUGUAUCAACGGGCUGCCCGUACUAAUGGGGUUGAAUUUAGAGAAAAUGUAAAGGUUUUCUUUCGCCAGGGACAAAGAAAACUGUCCGUAAUAAUGUGGUGUCUGUGUUAAGCGGGCUUUGACUGUACUGACAACGCUGAAUUACGGUCAGUCUUGUUGUUUGCAAAGAUACGACUCAGAAAUCAUACAAUUCCUACCUCUGUAAUCCAGUCCCCUUCGGGGGACCACUUGUCUCUCUCCCGUUGGUGCCCGUAUUAAGGAGCUACAGACUACAGUCAAACCUAUCUACAAAGUUAGUCAUAAAGGGCAAAACUUUUUGGUAUGGUCAGGAUCGAGAAUACGUUUUUGUUGUUGUUGCUUUUUUGUCUCCUGGAGCUGCGAAAAAAAUCAAAUGGACUCUAUUAUGCGGCACCUUCUGUUAAGCAUUUUUGUUCUAGUGCAGGGACCAAGGACUCAAUUGAUUCCAAUAAUGACUAAUGACGAGCUGUGUUGGUUGUUUUAAACAGGUAUCCCGUAUACGCAUGCCAUACGCUGCCAAGCUUCUUUUCCAAGAACUUAUGUCAAUGAGUAUUGCCCCUCGGAUGAUGGUGAACGAGCAAGUCAAAUGAACGAUAAACAUCCUGUACUUUCCACUACAUUAGUAUCUAUCCCUUAGAGAGGCCGAUCAAGCUGAGCUGUACAAAAGACACACUGGGUAUGAUUUUUUUUUUCGAACUGUACUCAGCACAUUUUCCCUUUGUGGA